AUGCCUCGCACGUUCGAUGAAGAAUGCAGCUAUAUCGAACGUGUUUCCGAGGUGCAAUUCCGCAUCAAGAAAGGCUUUGUGCCGAACAUGAACGUCGAAGGACGCUUUUAUGUGAACAAAGCAUUAGAGAAGUUGAUGUUCGACGAGUUGAGAAAUGCAUGUCGAUCGGACGGAAUUGGUGGAUUUUUACCAGCGGUUAGACAGGUCGGCAAUGUGGCUGCGUUACCAGCGAUUGUCUCGGCUUCUAUUGGACUGCCGGACAUUCAUUCAGGAUAUGGGUUCGCGAUCGGCAAUAUUGCGGCUUUUGAUGUUUCUGAGCCGUCUGCAGUCGUUUCUCCAGGUGGUGUUGGUUUUGAUAUAAAUUGUGGUGUUCGACUGAUACGUACUAGUCUUUCUGAAGGCGAUGUUCAGCCGGUUAAGGAGCAACUAGCGCAGUCAUUAUUUGAUCAUAUCCCGGUGGGAGUCGGCUCGAAAGGUAUUAUUCCAAUCGGUGCACAACAAUUCGAAGAGUGUCUUGAAAUGGGUAUGGACUGGACGUUACGUGAGGGUUAUUCAUGGGCCGAAGACAAAGAGCAUUGUGAGGAAUAUGGUCGCAUGUUGCAAGCAGAUUCCACAAAGGUCUCACCACGUGCCAAAAAACGUGGUCUACCUCAGUUGGGAACAUUAGGAGCUGGUAAUCAUUAUGGUGAAGUGCAAGUGGUCGACGAAAUUUUUGAUAAGUACGCGGCGAGCAAAAUGGGUAUCGAUCGUGUGGGGCAAGUUUGUGUGAUGAUACACUGCGGUAGUCGAGGUCUAGGUCAUCAAGUUGCAACAGAUUCUUUGGUGGCAAUGGAGAAGGCAAUGAAAAGAGACGCGAUCAACGUGAAUGAUCGUCAACUUGCCUGUGCACGUAUCAAUUCUGUUGAAGGUCAAGAUUAUUUAAAAGGCAUGGCUGCAGCUGCCAAUUUUGCAUGGGUGAAUCGAUCGUGUAUGACAUUUUGUGCGCGUCAGGCAUUUGCGAAAGUGUUUUCGAUGUCACCAGAUGAUUUGGAUAUGCAUGUGAUAUAUGAUGUAAGUCAUAAUAUAGCAAAAAUGGAAGAGCAUUUAAUAGACGACCGACCGAAACUGUUAUGUGUGCAUCGCAAAGGAUCUACAAGGGCAUUCCCACCUCAUCAUCCGCUGAUUCCAGUUGACUAUCAGUUGACAGGUCAACCAGUACUGAUUGGUGGUACUAUGGGAACAUGCAGUUAUGUUUUAACGGGAACACAACAAGGCAUGAAGGAAACAUUCGCGACGACAUGCCACGGAGCCGGAAGAGCAUUAUCCCGAGCGAAAUCUAGGCGUAACAUCGAUUUUCAAGAAGUACUAGAUCGUAUGAAAGCAAAAGGCAUUUCUGUGCGGGUUGCCUCGCCCAAACUAGUUAUGGAAGAGGCGAGUUACCGUCAUGAAUUUCAAAGAAAUGCACCUGAAUCGUACAAAGAUGUAACUGAUGUGGUGAAUACAUGUCAUGAAGCUGGUAUCAGUAGAAAAGCGGUCAAAUUACGUCCUAUUGCUGUGAUUAAAGGCUAA
Molecule: messenger RNA, 1548 nt
Organism: Anisakis simplex (herring worm)
Lineage: Eukaryota; Metazoa; Nematoda; Chromadorea; Rhabditida; Anisakidae
Source: the annotation of a GenBank genome assembly